GUGGACAUAAAAUAUUUCCCCUGCAUACAUUCGUGAGUGAAAUGGCUGAAGCUUUCGAGAAAGACGAGGAUCAAUUUCGCUGUUCUGUUUGUCUGGAAUCCCUGAAGGAACCGGCGACUAUCCCAUGUGGACACAGCUACUGUAUGAGUUGCAUUGGUGGCUGCUGGGACCAGGAGGAGAAAAGGGGUGAGUUCAGCUGCCCUCAGUGCAGAGAGAAAUUCAUUCCACGACCUGCUUUGAAGAAAAAUACCAUGCUAGCUGAACUGGUGGAGAAAAUGAAGUUCAGUGGAGGCCAGACUGGUCAUGAGGCAACCCCAAACACAGAACCUGAAGUGCCGUGUGACCUCUGCUCUGAGGGGAAAGUGAAGGCAGUCAAGUCGUGUCUGAUGUGUCAGGUUUCCCUCUGUGACACUCACCUGCAGCCUCACAACGACAUCCCUGCCUUGAAGAAGCACAAGCUGGUCAAAGCCAUGCAGCUAGAGCAGGUGAUCUGCUCUCAGCAUGGGAGUCUUCUCCAGGUGUUCUGCCGCACCGACCAGAAGUGUAUCUGCGUACUGUGCACUAUGGAUGACCACAAGGGUCACGAUACAGUCUCUGCUGCGGCAGAGCGGAAGAGUAGAGAGGGGAAAUUAGGGGACAUGCAGAUGAAAUUCCAGCAGAGGACCCAGGAACGAGAGAAGGAGCUGAAGGACGUGAGAGAGGCCUUGAAAUCCCACAACACCUGGGCAGAGAAGGCAGAGCAGCACAGUGAGAAGGUCUUCACUCGGCUGCUGGAGUCUAUUGAGAGGAGACGCGUGGAGGUGAGAGAGAAGAUCAGAGGUCAGCAGAAGGUCACGGUCAGCCAUGCUGAGAGAGUCGUGGAGGAACUGGAGGAGGAAGUAGCGGAGCUGAGGAGAGGAGAUGCUGAGCUGGAGCAGCUCCCACAUAACGAUAACCAUGUCCAUUUCCUUCAGACCUUCGGUGGCCUUGAAACCUUGCUUGGAUGUGAAGGGUUAUCCAGCAUCACUCUUAGUCCAGAACCAUCCUUUAAGGGUCUGAAGAGAUCCCUUUCUGCCUUUGCAAAGGGGGUAGAAAAUCUCUGUGAAAGGGACAUGAAUAACAUGAACAAAAAGCUGAAAAACAUCAAAGUUGUUCUGCCACCAGAACCAGAGACUCAUCAGGACUUCCUGAAAUAUUCAUGUCAGCUAACACUGGAUCCAAACACAGUUAAUCCAUGGCUCUCACUGUCUGAGGAUAACAGGACAGCCACAUGUGAAAAGGAGGAGCAGCAGUAUCCUGAUCAUCCAGACAGAUUUAACGUUGACCAGCAGGUGUUAUGUGAAGAAGGCUUGUCUGGGCGCUGCUACUGGGAGGUUGAAUUCAGUGCUGAUUACUUAAACGCUGACAUAGGUGUGACAUACAAAGCCAUCGGUCGAAAGACGGAAGAUGAGAAGAAAGACGAGACAAAUGACAUUGAUGUCAUGGAGACUAAUGAUGGAAAGGAUGAAGUUGCAGAGGGUGGUGAUGAAGAUGAUGAACACACAACAUUCACUGAGGCCCUCUACCCUGGAUUUGGACUGUACAGCCAAGGCUCUGUAACACUAUGCCUGUAA
Engraulis encrasicolus (European anchovy) is the source of this 1592-nucleotide messenger RNA. RefSeq names its product tripartite motif-containing protein 16-like. The transcript is spliced from 6 exons. Lineage: Eukaryota; Metazoa; Chordata; Actinopteri; Clupeiformes; Engraulidae. The coding region runs from base 42 to 1592 and encodes 516 amino acids. The record is from RefSeq and is a predicted model, not a curated record. Gene Ontology annotation, molecular function: zinc ion binding.